Molecule: messenger RNA, 1215 nt
Organism: Sparassis crispa
Lineage: Eukaryota; Fungi; Basidiomycota; Agaricomycetes; Polyporales; Sparassidaceae
Exons: 2
Coding region: 1-1215 (404 amino acids)
Cellular component (GO): U5 snRNP
Molecular function (GO): protein binding
Source: RefSeq, a predicted model, not a curated record
AUGUCGUUCCGUCCAGCUCGCAAGCGAGCAGGCUCGUCGGGUGAGGGUUCGUCGGCACCAAAAAUAUCCAAAAAAACCAGAUUCGUGGAGCCCUCCGAGGACCCGGUCAACUUCGCUGAAGAGGUCGAUGCGCAGCUCGAGAACCCAUCCGCGCAGCGCAAAGGGCGCGUCAAAACUGAAGGGUAUGAAUCAGACUCUAGCGAUGAUGGAGAGGGCGUCGUGCGCAGCCGGAGGGCGGGUGUCGACACGGCCGCAGAGGGCGAGGAUGAGGACAUGUUCGCCGUGGGUGAGAAGGAGGAGAAGAAGGUAGAGGAGAGCGGGAAAAAGAAGGAAGAAUACUUGCGACUGGGAGACAUUGAAGGACAGGAGUUUGGCGGUGAAAUGUCUGGAUCAGAGAAGUCGGAGAGUGUGGAUGAGCCAGAGGACGAGGAUGACGCGGAGCGCCGGAAGAAGGCAGAGAUGGGCUUCGAGCUCUCGUCGUUCAACAUGCGCGAAGAGAUGGAGGAGGGCAAGUUUGCGGCGGAUGGGACUUAUGUGAAGUCGUUCGACCCGCACGCAGUCCACGAUCGCUGGAUGGAGGGGCUGGACGAGAAGGAGAUCAAACAGGCGCGCCGGAAUCGCCGGCAUCGGGAGAAAGAGCAGCGGGAGAAGAUGAAGGCGGAAGAGGAGGAGCUCAGGCAAUUGGGCGGCAAGGAUGUUAUCGAGAAGGAUUUGGUGGGAAUGCUCAAGAAGGGGGAGACUGUGCUGGAAGCACUGCAGCGACUCGGCGCUCAGGCAAAGAAGAGUGGAAGGUCCAAGCAAAGCAUGAAGCCGAAUAACAGACGCAAAGCCGAGCUUAACGGCGACGCAAUGCAGGUGGAUAAAGAUGUCCCCAAAGAAACUUCGCAAAUUGACUUUAUAACACAUCUUGCGUCGACACUUAUGUCUCUCGGCGAGACAGACAUCUAUUCGAAGACAUACGAGGAGCUAGUACGCUCAGUCCGAUCCUCUGGUAAAGUGGACCAGUCCUGGACACCCCCAUCAGCUGAUGUCAAAUACGAGUACAAGUGGGAUGUUCCGGGAGUAUCUGGUCAGAGAGGCCAGGUGUUUGGGCCAUUCAGCGAAGAAGAGAUGCAAGCGUGGUACAAGGCCUUGUACUUUGGUGCGGCUGGUGAAAAGGUCCAAGUACGGAGCGUUGGCGGUGACUGGGGCAGUUGGCGGGAAGUUGUGUCGUAG